AAUCAAGUAGAUCUGACAGGCACGUAGGCAGACACGGGAAUGGACUUGAUGCACGUAGUCGUGGCCGGCCACACCCUGGCCGUGGUCGAGCGCGAUGAUACGCACGACCCGGCCACCGGCCGCGCGCUUACCGGUUCGUGGCUGUGGGACUCCUCCCUCGUCCUCGCCUCCCAUCUCGCCACCUGCUCCUCCGCCCGGCUCCAGCUCCAAGGCGCCACCGUCCUCGAGCUCGGCGCCGGCACCGGCCUCCCGGGCAUCGCAGCCGUCGCCUGCCUCAGCGCCGCGCGCUGCGUGCUCACGGACGUGCAGCCGCUGCUGCCGGGCCUCAGGGCCAACGUGGAGGCCAACGGGCUUACCGCCGCGCAGGCUGACGUGCGUGAGCUCAGGUGGGGUGAUCAGCUCGAGCCAGAGCUGACAGUGGACGUGGUGCUCAUGUCGGACGUGUUCUACGACCCGGAGGACAUGCCGGCGAUGGCGGCCACGCUGCGGGGGCUGUGGCGGCAUGGCGGCGGUGGCACGGUGGGGUGGGCGGCAAGCGAGGUGCGGGACGGGGUGCAGGAGUGCAUGGACGUGCUACGGGAGCAAGGCUUCGCGGUAGCCGAGGUCGACAGGGUCACCCGGCCGCUGCUGCGCGACCCCGAGCAGAAGGCCGCCUUCGCCGUCUAUCGUGUCUCACGCAGAUAACAGGAGGGGAGUUGACUUCUAUUUGUUACGUGAAGCUUCUAAACAAUCCACUUGUCACCUUUGACUUUGACAUUUCCUGUGCAGUAAGUCAUUUUCAUUUUUCAUUAUUCACUUUCUUCCGAACUGGUAAUUCGGCCCAGU
This is a messenger RNA of Phragmites australis (common reed), 825 nucleotides long. RefSeq lists its product as uncharacterized. The record is from RefSeq and is a predicted model, not a curated record. The transcript has a single exon. Bases 40 to 684 code for a protein of 214 amino acids. Lineage: Eukaryota; Viridiplantae; Streptophyta; Magnoliopsida; Poales; Poaceae.